AUGAAUAUCCAGACCCCUCCGCCGCUCCCGCCCAGCGUCACGGUCACCGAAGACGGCACGCUCACGACCUCUCCCAUCUCUUCGGAGUUUCCGAGCGGCCCACCAAAUUCGUCGGUCUCUUCUAGGUACAACGCGGCGGCACCCCUCCCGCCGAUCACAGCAAACCUCCUCGUACCGGACAACUCGGAUGCGGCGAGCGUGUAUAGCGUGGAGAGCACUACGGGUGGGAGGAAGCGUAAGGUGUGGACGAGGAAGGGGCGUAGCGGGAGCGGUAACUCGCAGACGAGCCCCACGUCCAGUGCGCUCUCGCUGAGUCCCAAAAGGAAAGGCACCUCAAGCGGGAUUGCAGGCGCAAUUGCCGCGUCUGGUUUGGCGAUGGGCAUGGGCAUGACACCCGUGCCUCCUAUGGACCUCUCGCAGCUCCCGCCUACGCCAGGGACGUCCUCCACUCUGUCGUCACACGGUCAUCGCCCGCGACGCAGUUCGGAUAUGUCGCGUGGGGGGCCGCGCUCGAGGCAGGCCAGCAUCAACAAUUAUGCUGCGAGCGAGUUCAGUGACAGGGAUAGCUAUCAUUCCGGCGACGAUGACCUGCUGGGUGGAGGGAGUGAUAUGGACGACGACUUAGAUCUGGAUGCGGAUGAUAUACCGGUGACCGGCUUCGCUGUAGCCAGCAACAAGCGGAACCAGGACUUCCAUGAGCUCUUCCCGACUGUGCCGGAAGGCGACUAUCUCAUAGAAGACUAUGGGUGCGCGCUGCAGCGGGAGAUCUUGAUACAAGGCCGUCUAUACGUGUCCGAGAACCACCUCUGCUUCCAUGCGAAUAUCUUUGGCUGGAUCACCGACCUAUGCAUCCCAAUGUACGACGUGACCGCGCUCGAGAAGCGUAUGACCGCGUUCGUCAUCCCGAAUGCGAUCCUGGUCACGACGACGCAGCAGAAGUAUACGUUCACGUCCUUCCUCUCGCGCGACAACACAUACGACGUGAUCUACAACGUCUGGCGCCUCGCGAGGCCGGGCGCGUCCUCAGCACUGCCGUCCCCCCGUGGCUCGCUCGAUAUACCUGACGGCGCGAGCGACAUUGGUGCGAAUAUCGUGGGCGUGAGCUCGAUGGUCGCCGUGAAGCCGAAGGUGUCGAUAUGUGAUUGUGGGCGCAAGGGCGAGCACUUCUCGGAGGUGGCGAUGGAGAGCAUUCUGCCUGGAACGCCAGAGAAGAUUUACAACCUGAUGUUUACGAGCGGGUUCAUCAAGGACUUCAUGACGCAGGACCAGAGUUUGAUAGACCUCCAGAUAUCCGACUGGGUACCCGUGACAGAAGGAUCAAAGCUGCUCUACCGCCAGAUGUCGUACAUCAAGCCGCUCAACGGCAGCAUCGGGCCCAAGUCCACCAAAUGCGAGCUCCGCGACGAGAUCGUCAAUCUCGACUUUGAUGACUACGUGACAAUGCUGACGACGACUCGGACACCGGACGUGCCCAGUGGCAGUGUGUUCUCUGUGAAGACGAAGACGUGCAUCACUUGGGCGAGCACUGUGUCGACGAAGAUUCUGGUCACCACUCAAGUGGAAUGGACGGGUCGUAGUUUCAUCAAAGGCAUCAUCGAGAGAUCGGCGAUCGAUGGGCAGAAGCAGUACCACAACGACCUAGAGGGCAACAUGCGGAAAUACAUCCACGAACACCAAUCCGAGUUCAUACCCGAAGGCGUCGACGUGGCCGCCGUUGAGAGCGCCGAGGCGCAAGUCAGCGAAUCGCCCCGCCCGAGCCUCGAGCAGCCCUCACUCAGCGAGGUGGAGCGGCGCAAGUCGCGCGAGUACGAGCGGAACCGCCGCGGGAUGCAGUGGGCGUACGACACGAUCGAGGGUGCGCUCAACGUUGGGAAGCAGAGCGCGUCGGGCGCAAUCGAGCUUAUCAGGGACGCGUGGGACCAGUCAUCGUCGACGACGAUCCUGUACUUCGUGAUCGCGUUCCUGCUCGUGAGCAACGCGUGGACGCUCUUCAUAGUCGGCAAGCGCGAGGAGGUCGGCCGGCGGAAGGAGCUGCGCCGCACGGAGGAGCGCGAGAAGUGGGUGCAGGGCGUCGUGACGACGCUCUGGGAGGAUCUGCUCACGACGAAGAGCGUGGCGGGCGGGAGCCCUAGCGGCUGGGCACCGCAGCAGCGCCCGCCGGGGGAGUGGAAGGAGGAGGUGGCUGAGAUGCGCGUGGCGCUGGACUCGAUUGAGCAGAGGGUGCUGCAAAUUAGACUGAGUCUGGACGCGUUAGACUGA
Fomitopsis serialis is the source of this 2259-nucleotide messenger RNA. RefSeq lists its product as uncharacterized. The transcript has 5 exons. Lineage: Eukaryota; Fungi; Basidiomycota; Agaricomycetes; Polyporales; Fomitopsidaceae. Gene Ontology annotation, molecular function: sterol transfer activity; sterol binding. Gene Ontology annotation, biological process: intracellular sterol transport. Gene Ontology annotation, cellular component: mitochondrion; endoplasmic reticulum-plasma membrane contact site; endoplasmic reticulum membrane. The record is from RefSeq and is a predicted model, not a curated record. The coding region runs from base 1 to 2259 and encodes 752 amino acids.